CAGAGUAAGUGCCAGGCAGCCCAGUGUCCGGCUGCUGCCGGCGAGGAGGCGCAGCCCCGGGGGGAGCUUCCAAACAUUCGCCAGGGGGGAAAAUAAAAGGAAGCGAGAGCCUGUUGCCUGCGUUGCUUCGAAAAUAGACGCCGUCUCUUUAGCCUGGGCUUCAGAAUCUUCUCGAGGAUAUUUACCAGAGCGUCAGGAGUGCUAACUACUGUCUGGGAACUGAACUGGGAUAAAAUAAAACAAAAAGGACAACAGAGAAAGAAUGCUUAGGUAACGCGGGACUUAAAGCUUUGCUUUCCUUUUACGACAUAGAAAUUGAUGCACGUGGCUUUUAUAUACAGUGUAGCAUCAAAACAACAGGGUUCUGCAGUGAGAGAGUCGAUAGCUUAGUCAUUUCACUUAAAGGGAGCAGACAGCCUUGUUCUGGGGUUAGACAGCAGAAAUGAAUUUGGUUGUGAUGUGAUGCUCUCUCAUGAUGGUGUGUACCUAUAGUCCUGUCCUAUGGAGCGGAAAAAGGAUGCUUCCUGCCUUCUUUCUUAGUUGAAGAAAAAAACCCACGGUAUCGAAUUCAAAAGUUUGGGUUUGUUGGUACAUGGCUAUUAAACAUUGUCCUGUUCCCUGGGCUUGUAAAAAAGGAACGCUGCGUUGAAGUCAUCACUGAUGAAUAUGUGUCUAAGAAAGAAGAAAAAGCAAUAUUCAUUUCUGAACAUGGCAAAGCAAUCUGAAGUUACGCAUCUCCCCCUAACCACUGAUUUGGCAUGGAUGACAAGAAACUAUCUUUUGACUAACCUUUUCCAACUGUCCAAAAUGCUGCAUGGGAAGAUGCUUUAAUUCACAGUCGAAGCACUUGGAUUUUUAUCAAGGCAAACUGUUGGCAUUGUCAUAACAGUUUCUGUAUACUGAUUAGUUUAAUAUUUUUUUUUUAAGUAGUCAGUGAUGCAUAAAUGGAUGGACGUAUACCUAGAAAAUCCUGUGAGCAGUCUUUCUUCAGAUCCUGGGAAUUUUUGUUUUUGUGGAUUACAGUAAUUCUUGCAAUAAUCCCUGCUGUUAACUGCUCAUGCAGUUCUGGAAUGCAUCUAUGAAUACCAUAACAGAUAAAUCUGUCUGACAAGGAAAACACUAAUGUUGGAAGAGCUGUGAACAUGAUGCAUGUGAAUAAUUUCCCCUUUAGGAGGCAUUCGUGGAUAUGUUUCGAUGUAGACAAUGGUACAUCAUCGGGACGAAGUCCCUUGGAUCCCAUGACAAGCCCUGGAUCAGGGCUAAUUCUUCAGGCAAAUUUUGUCCACAGUCAACGUAGGGAGUCUUUCCUUUAUCGGUCAGACAGCGACUAUGAUCUUUCUCCAAAGUCCAUGUCCAGGAACUCCUCCAUUGCCAGUGAUAUACAUGGAGAUGACUUGAUUGUGACACCAUUUGCUCAGGUGCUGGCCAGCCUGCGUACUGUACGGAAUAACUUUGCUGCAUUAACCAAUUUACAAGAUCGGGCACCCAGCAAAAGAUCACCAAUGUGUAACCAACCAUCUAUUAACAAAGCAACUAUAACAGAGGAGGCCUACCAAAAACUGGCCAGCGAGACCCUGGAGGAGCUGGACUGGUGCCUGGACCAGCUGGAGACCCUGCAGACCAGGCACUCCGUCAGCGAAAUGGCCUCCAACAAGUUCAAAAGAAUGCUCAACCGGGAGCUAACCCACCUAUCUGAAAUGAGCAGAUCAGGCAAUCAGGUUUCAGAAUAUAUAUCAAACACAUUCUUAGACAAACAACAUGAAGUUGAAAUCCCUUCUCCAACACAGAAAGAGAAAGAGAAGAAGAAGAGGCCAAUGUCACAGAUCAGUGGAGUAAAAAAACUGAUGCACAGCUCCAGCCUAACUAAUUCCAGUAUUCCCAGAUUUGGAGUUAAAACAGACCAAGAAGAUGUUCUUGCCAAGGAACUGGAAGAUGUGAACAAGUGGGGCCUUCAGGUUUUCAGAGUAGCAGAGUUAUCUGGAAACAGACCUUUGACAGUGAUCAUGCACACCAUUUUUCAGGAACGGGACUUGUUAAAAACAUUUAAGAUACCAGUAGACACUUUAAUAACUUACUUGAUGACCCUAGAAGACCAUUACCAUGCAGAUGUGGCAUAUCACAAUAACAUACAUGCUGCAGAUGUUGUUCAGUCAACCCAUGUCCUGCUAUCAACCCCAGCAUUAGAGGCAGUGUUCACUGAUCUGGAGAUUCUUGCAGCAAUUUUUGCCAGUGCAAUACAUGAUGUAGAUCAUCCCGGGGUUUCAAACCAGUUCCUUAUCAAUACAAAUUCUGAACUUGCCUUGAUGUACAAUGACUCAUCAGUACUGGAGAAUCAUCACUUAGCUGUGGGCUUCAAGCUGCUGCAAGAAGAAAAUUGUGACAUUUUCCAGAAUUUGACCAAAAAACAGAGACAAUCUUUGAGGAAAAUGGUCAUUGACAUUGUACUUGCAACAGACAUGUCUAAGCAUAUGAAUCUACUGGCUGAUUUAAAAACUAUGGUUGAAACCAAAAAAGUGACCAGUUCUGGUGUUCUACUUCUUGAUAACUAUUCAGACAGGAUUCAGGUUCUUCAGAAUAUGGUGCACUGUGCAGAUCUAAGCAAUCCUACCAAGCCACUCCAUCUUUACCGACAGUGGACAGACAGAAUAAUGGAGGAAUUUUUCCGUCAGGGAGAUCGAGAAAGAGAGAGAGGGAUGGAGAUAAGUCCCAUGUGUGAUAAGCACAAUGCAUCUGUAGAGAAAUCACAGGUGGGUUUUAUAGACUACAUUGUUCAUCCGCUAUGGGAGACUUGGGCAGAUCUUGUUCACCCUGAUGCCCAGGAUAUCUUGGAUACACUGGAGGACAAUCGAGAAUGGUACCAGAGCACAAUCCCUCAAAGUCCUUCUCCUGCACCUGAUGACCAGGAAGAGGGUAGACAAGGCCAAACUGAGAAAUUCCAGUUUGAACUAACAUUGGAAGAAGAUGGAGAGUCAGACACUGAAAAGGACAGUGGAAGCCAAGUAGAAGAAGACACCAGCUGCAGUGACUCCAAGACACUUUGCACCCAGGAUUCAGAAUCCACUGAAAUUCCUCUUGAUGAGCAAGUUGGGGAAGAAGUAGAAGAGGAGGAGAACCAGACAGAACCUUGUGUGGUAGAAGACCAUUCUCCCGACACAUAACAAUGAAGAUGCAAUCUCUUUCACUCUUGCCCUCUCCCUUUCUUUUCCUCUUUCUUUUUUUUUCUUUUUUUUUUUUUUGAUUUGGUUUGGUUUUAUUAGGUAAUGGUUUCCAAAGUGUAUGUCAUAGGCUACAACCAUGGUCACAACUCGUCAUCUGCUAGAACGUUUGUUGAUCUCAGCUGACCUUGAUGACUCAGUUUGGCACUCAGGAAUAUUGUAACCAGAAUUUUCACCUCCAUGGCAUCAGAAAGCAGAGGGGAUAAAAUCCAUAAACUACAUUUUAAUAAGCGCACCAUUUGACAGAUUUCAUUAAAUAAAGCAAAUGUUUUCAGAGGAGUAUCACCUGCCAAACGAAUGCUGGUAUGCUUUGAUAGUUUUUGAAUUUAUUGUAUUUCACAAGCAAGGCAUUGGAUAAUGUUCAUCAUGAGAGGAAACAGAAAAUAAACUGAGGUUCCUACUGGAAAACAAAUGCACAUAAAUGAUGGGACACAACAUGAUUCUGUUACGAAUAGGAAGAUGAGCUGUGGAAAUUGCAUAAUUUUCUAAUUUCAAGUCUUCCUGUUACGCGACUGAAAAAAGUGUGACCCAGUUGGUUGCACUGACCUCUGCGUUUUGUAUAAUAUGUAAUAGAGAUCUUUUGUAGAGCUUACUUUUAUUAUUAAAUGUACCAAGGUAUUAUAUUUAAUGAAAAACACUUUCAGAUUUCAUCUGUCACUGGUUAUUUUUUUUCCAAAGAGUAACUUGCAAGUUUUCAGUACAAAUCUGUGCUACACUGGAUAAAACUUUUAGAUUUUUUUUUUUCUUUCCUUCCUUUUUUUGCACCUUAGAAUGGUUAUAUUGAGCUGUAAAAGUCUAUUAGAAUUUUAUAUAGUAGUGAGUUCCAUGAAUAUCAGUUAUGUUCAUAAAACUUUCAGAAUGAUGGCUUUUAUGCUUGUUUGUUUUUCAUCCCAAUUUUCUCAAAUGUAUUAGAGGAACUUAAGUUGUGCUUUUGCCCUCAUAGUGGCCUGAUCCUGCCAGUUCUGUCUUCUUACAAGAACAGAUCACAGUUAAACCAACUGAGACCACCAAGAUGGAUAUUUGGAGGACUAUAGCCCAUAAGAAAGGUAAUGAAUUGUCAUGUUAAUACAAAAGCAGCUUUUCUGCUAUAGUAGUAAAAUUCAUCCCUUUAAAAUACGGUUUCCAGGCUAUUCUUGGCUGGGAACUACAUACUGCUAAAUCAGAACAAGACAAUACAAUAUAUGGAAUGUUUCUAUGAGAGAGAAAAGCAUUAGGAUAGUACUUCUAAUUUUGACUCUUAAUACUUUUUUAUCUGUGUCAGAUAUCUAGUUAAACUGUUUGCUAAUCUGCAAUGUGUAUGACAAAAAUAAUGAUCAGCAUUAUUUUUUUCAUGUUUUUUUUUGCAAAAAGAGCCAGGUCAGAUUUUCUUUUUGUGUUUUUAAUUAACUGAGCAAUGUAUCAUGAGAGUUGUAGUUUACUCCACAUUAUUUCAAUCUCAGAUCUUUUCAUCCAUUAUCCAGCUUGUGCUGAGGGAAUCCUGCUUUUCAGUUUAGUACUGAAAGCUUCUGUAACUUGGAAAGUUAAAGGGAGGUAGGAGUUUGCAUUUGUCAUUUUCCAGUCUUCUUGUUUGGCCACAUGAAAGAAGGAGAAAUUUUAUUUUUACCACUUUGCUCUUCAUUAAAAUUGUACUUCAGAGCACAGAAGAUUGGAAAUCAUUGCCUAGGGAAGCUAGCAGAUUCCCAUUCUUUAAAAUUCUGGUAAAAUGACAAUGCUGAGAUGGGGUUUUUUUUGACAAAAAUAAAAGAUAGCAACAGCGAUUAGUUCCCCUGUGGAUUCAUUUUGUAGUAAGUUUGCAGAUAUGAAUACAGAGGGGUUUUUUAAGUCAGAGAUCUAGAAUAGAAACAUGUUUUAAAAUGAUUGGUUAAUAAUUCAACUUUUAAAUGCAUUUUGCAUUCUUCUAUAUCCAAGUCAUAGUUCUCUCUACCUUUAGCCUUCGCAGGGCCUUAGCACAGAAAAUGCGGAAGGAGGGAAGAGAAUGACAAGAACUCAUUUUUUUUUGUCACGGUUUUGGUCUUUUUUUUGUGUUCUUCAUGAGUCCUUCCUGAACGUGAUCCAUUUAAAAUUCCUUUCAGUCCCCAAGAGUGCCUGGAAUCUUAAUAAUGGAAAAGCAAUAUAAAUUACAAAAUAACCAGUAGGGAUCUGUAAAGGUUUUGUAUCUGCACUAAUUGAAAGUAAAUGAAAAGAGUAACACCACAUUGAGAGAUAUACACCCAUACAUGUGGACAAUCAAAUAAUAGAAAAAUAUGUCAUUUCUUAGAGCCAGGGAUAUAAUGCACUGUACAAUCUUUUUUUUUUUCCUCUUUUGCCAAAGUGUGGUUUAGCAUCGCACACUGCUUUAAAACAGUACAACUUACAAGUGGCUUUAUGUGUUUGGAGUAUUUUGCCAUAAGAAGAUGCAGUGAGUGGGUAUUGACUUGGGGAAAAAAAAUUCACCUUGCUUAUAACAGUACACUUUAGCUUGCAAGUUACUGUAUUCAAUAAUGCUGUAUUUGAAUUCUUAAAUUGUUUUGUGUCAUUAUUAAAAAAUUAUAAAGAAUAGGUAGAACAAAUACCAUUCAGAAGUUUAAAAAACUUGAAUGAAAUGGAUUUUACAGAGAAAGCUUUGACAGUUCUUUUCGAAUGCAUUAUUUAUUUUAUUUGUGCCAUCAUUUUUCUCACCAAAUGACCUUAUCUGUAACACAGUCUUGUUUGUCUCUGUUUACAACCAUGUAUUUAUUGUAAUGUACAUACUGUAAUGUUGAUUGUAAAUUAUCAGUUCUUAUAACAUCAUCCUUGUCAGGGUGGUGUUGCUAUAUUUGGAAACUCUUGGUGAGAGAAUGAUUAUUGUGUAUACAUAUUCCUUGUACAUUUUUCUCCUGUAAUAUAGUCUGUGUCACCUUAGAGCUUGUUUAUGGAGGAUUCAAGAAAAGUAUAAAAUACAUAAAGAUAUAUCAAUAAAAAAAGCUGCAGGUCUUUGGUCCCAGGGCUGUGCCUUAACUUUAAACAAUAUUUUCUUCUGUUUUGCUGCAUUUGAAAGUAAGGUAGCUGUGGGGCUAGGGCUGGGCAUUCCUACCAUAUUUUUAGUUGUUAACUGAUGGGGAUACUCAUAAGAGCUAAUAUGCAUGAUAAUACAAUAAGCUUUCAUUCAUAGCCCUACUGGAAGUUCAAGCUUUUCCAGACUUCUGGCAAUAUAAUUGUAUUGCCUCUCUGAUUAUCUUUUUACAAGCUAUCAUUGGGGAUUAUUACAGCCAUUUUUUGCUCCUGAAAAAAAUGAUGCUGUAUUUCAGUACUGAAUUGCACUGAAGCAGCUUUGGAAAGCAUCUCUAAUAUUUGAUUUUAAUGCAUAGUGGGAAAUGGAAUAUUUGUAAUUAAAAGGGUAUUACUCAAACACUUUUAUAAUUGUAUGUAAUAUCUCUAUUUAGUAGCGUAAAUUAUUACUGUAUAAGUGGAAAAGACAACCUUAAUCUUGGAAAUGCUUUCCAAUGCCAAUAUUAGUGUUAUAAGCAGCCAAAGUUUUAUUUUAUAUACAUGUAUCUUAUGCUUUGUACAGUUGUGUAUAGCAUCGUGCACUAGAUCUACAGGAGAGUGGUAAACCUUUAGAUCUUUUAAUGACACUAGUGUUAGGUUUGCAGGUUGGACUGAGCAUCUCUUGCUGUUUGACUUGUCUUGUUGCUGCAGACUACGUAGAGCUGAUAUCCAUGAAUUUUCCAGAGCAAGGGAAAUACCUCUCCUCCAUUCCAGCGAUGCCCAGCCCUUGUAGCAUGCGACUUCUUUGUGAAAGGAGAGAUUCUUUUUCAAGGAAAAACAGAGCCUCCUUUUUGACACAAACUGUAGAUUUUAGCAGCCCUGGUCCAAAGGAUAUCGAUUGCUUUUAUUUUAAAUGGUGUAAAAGGGACAGUAUAACAACCGAAAUCCUGAACAAUUUUUUGGUUUGGUUUGAUUUUUCCUUUGGGUAUGUCUUGAGAGUGGUAACUUGUGUGAACAUUGCACAUGACUAUUCUUUCACUGGUUUCUUAGCCUCUCUUACAGCCUAUGGGAUAGUACUGUACAUCAAUACCUUCAUAUGAAAUUUUAUAUGCAAUGGAAAUAAAAGCAUGGGUUGAUUCUGCCUAGUUACUGUAUUUGAUUUUCUUUUGCAAGUGAAUUUUGUUUUACAUACAUCCCAUAGUUGUGACAUCUUAAGAGAAAGUGUGUAUCCAGAAUAAUUUGAUUACCGUAUUUUUGUCAUCGUACUGUUUUGCAUAAAUAAUACAAAAUAAAAGUGGGGGCAAAUCAGAAAAGUCAAUAAAAUGUGGUAUUUUAUGCAGUUGCUUAGAAAGGCAUUUAAUCUUAGUUUUCAGGAAAUUUUACCACUGGCUUCAUUAGCAAAAGCAGCUUCUCUUGAAGAAGUAAAACUUCGCCUACGUAUUGCCCAGAGAAGCAAUAUGUCAGGAUGCAUAAAGAAUAUAGUACCAUAGUUAAAUACUGAUCAGACAGUCUCUGCUUGAAAUGGAUGAUAAAAAGAGAUUGCUUUUUAAAAUAAAGUUCAUAAAUGA
Messenger RNA from Cuculus canorus (common cuckoo), 7729 nucleotides. RefSeq names its product phosphodiesterase 4D (gene PDE4D). The transcript is spliced from 15 exons. The record is from RefSeq and is a predicted model, not a curated record. Bases 1143 to 3158 code for a protein of 671 amino acids. Gene Ontology annotation, molecular function: ATPase binding; 3',5'-cyclic-AMP phosphodiesterase activity; transmembrane transporter binding. Gene Ontology annotation, biological process: regulation of cardiac muscle cell contraction; cAMP catabolic process; signal transduction. NCBI's taxonomy places the organism in Eukaryota, Metazoa, Chordata, Aves, Cuculiformes, Cuculidae. Gene Ontology annotation, cellular component: cytosol; perinuclear region of cytoplasm; nucleus.